Pogonomyrmex barbatus (red harvester ant) is the source of this 1345-nucleotide messenger RNA. RefSeq names its product ubiquitin thioesterase otubain-like. The record is from RefSeq and is a predicted model, not a curated record. Gene Ontology annotation, molecular function: cysteine-type deubiquitinase activity; ubiquitin binding. Gene Ontology annotation, cellular component: nucleus. NCBI's taxonomy places the organism in Eukaryota, Metazoa, Arthropoda, Insecta, Hymenoptera, Formicidae. Gene Ontology annotation, biological process: protein K48-linked deubiquitination.
GUAUUGGCAGUGAAUAUCGAAUACGCAGUCUUGGUACUAUAAAUGCUUCAAAGUGUCUUAUAAUUGGUCAAUCGGUAGAAUUCUUUGUUCUGAUUGAUCAAUCAAAUGCUUCGAAACAUUGUAGCGUUAAAUGGACUGAAUAUCUGAAUUUGUUCAAUAAUGCUGCCAAUACAAAAACAUAAAACAUAACAGCAAAAGCAUAAAACACAACACAUCUUUUAACAUCACAUGGGAAUGUCGAGCUUUUGUUUACUAUUGAUAAUUUGACAAUUCUCGUGAAAUUUGAUAAAGUUUUCAGAAAUAUGGAAAAUAAUUCGCUUAAGGAACAACCCAUAGAAAACACAGAUGUCAAUCAAGACGAGUUGAUACUCCAACAACAAAGACGUAUCGAGAAGGAGAUUUCAGAAUCUAUAGCAUUAGUUGGUGAAAAAGAACCACUAAAGAGCUUAGAAGAAGAAUAUGUGAAAGAUGAUGUAUAUCUUUCAAAAGCAAAAACUUUGGCUGAGAAAUAUUCUUAUAUUAGAAGAACUAGACCUGAUGGUAAUUGUUUCUUCAGAGCAUUUAGUUAUGCUUAUUUAGAAAAAUUAAUUGGGAAUAAAGAAGAAUAUAAUAAGUUUCGAGAUCUAGCUUUAAAAAGCAAAGAUAGCCUUGUGGCUUUAGGUUUUCCACAAUUUACAGUUGAAGAUUUUCAUGAUACGUUUAUGGAAGUCAUAGAUAAAGUAGGCGGUGACACAGAAUCCAGUCAUAUGGAACUACAUAAAUUGUUUAAUGAACAAGGUUAUUCCGAUUAUGUUGUUGUAUAUCUUAGAUUAAUUACAUCUGGCCAGUUACAACGCGAUGCUGACUUCUAUCAACAUUUUAUUGAAGGAGAACGCACCAUCUCGGAAUUCUGCCAUCAGGAAGUUGAACCAAUGUAUAAGGAAUCUGAUCAUAUUCACAUCAUAGCAAUGAGUAGUGCCCUAGGAACUGGUGUUAGAGUUCGUUACAUGGAUAGAGGCGCAGGAACUGAAGUAACUGCCCAUGAUUUUCCUGAAGGUGCUAUACCAGCUGUGCACUUGUUAUAUCGUCCUGGUCACUAUGAUAUUCUUUAUCCUUGAUGAAUUUGAUAUACAGAUCUUUCUAAUAUGAUAUGAAAAUGAUUUCUGAUAACCAGAUCAACCUCAAAUUAUAUUUGGAAGUGUUUUAGUUAUAAAAUUAUUAUUGAAAUAUGUUAUCUUUACUAUAAAAAAAGAAAUAAAUUUGUUUUGUGUAUACAUUUUAGAAAGUCUCUAUUUGUAUUUGUGUAUGAGUUUGACAAUAUAUCCUAUUAUUUAUAAGUACUUUAACUUUUAAGAUUAAUUGUCUG